Molecule: messenger RNA, 657 nt
Organism: Trichophyton benhamiae CBS 112371
Lineage: Eukaryota; Fungi; Ascomycota; Eurotiomycetes; Onygenales; Arthrodermataceae
Exons: 1
Coding region: 1-657 (218 amino acids)
Source: RefSeq, a predicted model, not a curated record
AUGGCGGAGUCGAAAAUCCCCAGCCUCCAGCAGCGACCGUGCGGAUAUCUCAGAGCCUUGAACAUAGGGAAAUGGUUCCUCGUACCGAUAGCAGUGUUAUGCGGUCUUCUCUGGGUCUUCGUAAUUGCUGCCAGCAUUUUCUCUGCUGUUUAUGAGAAGAGCGCAAGCUCUCGUGAUGAUUAUCCCCCAAUUCGAUGGAAAGAUACGCUGGAAGACUGCGACCCGUUAGUAUUUUUAGCUGCCCGACUCCUUAGUUGCAAAAUGAAUAGGAAACUAACCAUGAACUUCUGCCUUAGAGGACAAAUAAUAUGGCUGUUUAUUCCCAUUGCAAUUGAGACAUUUCAUGUUCCAAUUCAGCUAUGGCUGUAUGCCAGGAAUCUACUGCAUCCCAUCGCUGCCUUGGUACUAUCAUUUUGCUUCAUGGGGUUGUGGGUGUCCUUCUCCGUCCUGGCUCCGUUGAUCGAUGCCUGCGUCGAACAGAAAUUCCCAGAUGCAUGGUACGGCUUAUUCUGGGCUCGACAGGUGACUGGAUACCUGAUCACACUGCUAUACCUGGCUUACUUCGGAUUCUCCUGCGCCGCAGUCCAUCACUGGAAAUUGGGCAAGAAGGCGGUGGACGGGACCUCAAGUGACGGUGAUACCGAAAUGAAGGCGUGA